CAUGGAGGUCACGUGCUUCCGGUCCCCAGCGUGGAGGUCCUCCUGGUGGAAGUUGCCCAGUCUGCUGCAGCUAGACCCUUCUCGGUUUUAACCGGGGAAUGCAUUUAUUACGUUUCUCACAGCGCCAUCUUUACAAUACAGCCAAGGAAAACUCUUAUUCCCCUUAUCUCUCUCGGUUUUGAAGAGUGACCUAAGGAACCUCUGAGGUUCAGCAAUCAUCAAUCCAACAGGAUCCGUGACUCGGUAGGGAGGUGGUUUGAGAGACUAUGGGGGUGAAGGUACUGCGCCCUCGGUGUUUCUUUGACAUAAGCAUCAACAACGUCUGUGUGGGGAGAGUUGUUGUUGAGCUGUUCUCAGAUGUGUGUCCAAAGACAUGUGAAAACUUUCGCUGCCUCUGCACAGGAGAGAAAGGAGUUGGGAAAGGCACCCAAAAACCACUACAUUAUAAAGGGUGCUUAUUCCACAGAAUUGUAAAGGACUUCAUGAUUCAAGGAGGAGAUUUCAGUGAAGGUAAUGGCAGGGGAGGGGAAUCCAUUUAUGGAGGAUUCUUUGAAGAUGAGAGUUUCUCGGUCAAACACAACAAGGAAUAUCUUCUGUCUAUGGCAAACAGAGGCAAAGAUACAAAUGGGUCACAGUUUUUCAUAACAACAAAACCUACUCCUCAUCUGGAUGGAGUCCAUGUGGUUUUUGGUCAAGUGAUCUCUGGCCAGGAAGUGAUUAAGACCAUUGAAAUUCAGAAGACAGAUGCCAGCAGUAGGCCAUAUGCUGAAGUCAAGGUUCUCAACUGUGGAGAACUUAUUCCAAAAUCUAAAGCAAAAAAGAAGAGGCACAGGUCGUCCACCUCACCCUCCAGAGAGAGCUCCAGUGAGUCUGAUUCAUCGGUGGACUCCUCCAGUUCAGAUGGGGAGCUGGAGAAGGAAUCCAAGAAGUGCAAAAGGAAGCACAAGAAAGAGUCCAAGAAGAAGAGGAGAGAUCGGAAACCAGUUAUUGAUGAUGACGGCUCUCAGGAAGAUGACAGUGGUGAGGAGAAGGGAGAGACCCAACUUGUGUCCACUGUGCGGCCCGAGGAGAUCCCUCCCAUUCCAGAGAACAAGUUUCUUAUGAGGCGAAGUCCCCAGCUGCAGCAAAAAUCUGAAUCUGGAAAGGAAAAAGAAAAGGAGAAACUGAGGGUCAGCACGGUGUUUAACUCUCAGCAGUCAUCGUAUCAAAGAAGACUGUUGGUGACGCGUUCUGGCAGGAAGAUUAAAGGAAGAGGGCCAAGACGCUACAGGACUCCGUCACGCUCCAGAUCCAGAUCAAGGGACCGUUUUUGGCGCAGUGAGACCCCUCCACACUGGCGCCAAGAGAUGCAGAGGGCCCAGAGGAUGAGGGCCCCAUGUGGAGAGCGCUGGAUCAAAGGAGACAAGAGUGAUUCAAUGGAGGGAAAGAAUGAAAUCACCAAGUCCUCAACAAGAGGGAGUGAGAGCAAAUGGGACAUCUCAGAUGGCCCCAAUCUAAACUGGGACAAAGAAAAAAGGAGCCAUCCGCACAGGUCUACGAGCAAAGAGAGGAAUGACCAGAAGGCUGACAAGGACAAGAAACAUGACAAACACAAAGCCAAGAAAAAGGACAAAUCCCACAGUCGUAGCAGGAGCAAAGGAAGGGGUUGCAAGUCACACAGCAGAGAGAGGGAUCACAAGUACAGCAAGGGUGAGGAAAAGAGGGAUAUCUCAAUGAGCAAGUUUCGAAACCAUGCCAAAGGGAAGGAAACCUCUGAAUUGGGGACAAAAGAGAGGGAGAAGAGCAAAAGCAUAGAAAGGACAAAGGGAGCUGAGGCAGAGGCAAAGGAAAAGAAGGAAAGGAGGGGCAGGAACAGGGAUAAGUCAAGGGCUAAGUCCAGGAGUAUGGAGAGGGACUCCAACAAGGACCAACAGAAGUGGCCCGGCAGCAGGAGCAGAGAGUGGGGCAAGCAGGGCUUAUCCUGGGAUAGAGACCGAGAUCGGGAGCAGAGCCUGCGUCCCUGGGACAGGGAGAACCGGAGGAGAGGGAGGUCCAAGAGCCAGGACAGAAAGAGGAGUCCAAACAAGGGCAAGAGUAGAGACUCACGGAAGGGAUGGAGGUCCAGGAGCAUGAGUGGCAAUGACCAAGACAACAGUCACAAUAAGGACAGCUCCUCUCACAUGAAGAGCCGAGCAGACAAGGAGGAGCACAGAAGGAAGAUAUCUAAGAGCUGUAGUAGCAGCAGGAGCAGCAUCAGCUCUGUCAGUGGUGCAGAGCACAGGGGCAGGAACAAGGGCAGUCAAAGUGGUAGCCCCAUUUUGAAGAAAACAGACAGUAGCAGAGAUGGGGAACACUCUCACAAGGCCAAGGAGAAGAGGUUGUCUGCUUCCCAGGAGAAGAAUCAAAAGUUAGAGUGAAGAGAGGGAGAAUUCAGAGCAAGGAAAAGAAAUGUGACUCCAGCCCAAGUACUGAUGAUGGCUUAACAUUGGUUUUAAUAUUGAAUAACAUUUCUUGACGCAUGGUAUGUCCUGCAACCUCUGGACUCUCUUCAGUGCAGUGGAAUUUCUUCAGGCUGUUGACGUGUUUUAAGCAUCUUUAAGAAGUGACAUCAGUCAGCUGUUCAAAGAAUCGGCAGUCAUGUUUAUACUACCGAAGUUUUAUUAAAACUUUAGAAUAGUGUGCAAUCUUGUUUUGUGUGCCUGGUAUGACACUUCAGAUUGGUGUCCUUUUUUUCUUUUUUUAUUACUUUAUCCUAAAUAUAAGUUGCAGAAAUGUACAGCUCAAUAGUUAGCUUCUGAAAUUCUUUCAAGAGCCUCCUUUAAAGUGACUUGAGGACUUGUGCAUUUUUUUUUUUUUUGCUGUAUUUGUAGUAGUGAUCAUCAUCUUGUCUGAAAUGUAUCAUCUCUUUCUCCCAAGGGUUUUUUUUGUUAGCCAGUCAAACAUCAUGCUCAAGACAUAGAGUUGGGCAAUAUACCACAACAAUAAUCAUAAUAUUUUUAAGCAUAACACCAAUUGAGGUAGAUAAGCUUUCUUCUGUCUUUAUUUCUUAUUUCAUACUUGAUUCAGUAGUAAACAUCCACACUUCAGAGACCACAUGAAAUUUUUCCAGGGAAAAAACAUCACCACUGAUAUAUACUCACCGGCCACUUCAUUAGGUGACAAGAGUGGCACCCGGUGUGGUCUUCUGUUGCUAUAGACCAUCUGCUUCAAGUUUUGACGUGGUGUGCGUUCAGAGAUGCUCUUCUGCAUACCUCGGUUGUAACGAGUGGUUAUUUCAGUUACUGUUGCCUUUCUAUCAGCUCGAACCAAUCUGGCCAUUCACCACUGACCUCUGCCAUCAACAAGGAAUGUUCGCCCAGAGAACUGCCGCCCACUGGAUACUUUCUAUUUUUCGGACCAUUCUCUGCAAACCCUAGAGAUGGUUGUGUGUGAAAAUCCCAGUAGAUCAGCAGUUUCUGAAAUACUCAAACGAACCUGUCUGGCACCAUGCCUCGUUCAAAGUCACUUAAAUCACCUUUCUUCCCCAUUCUGAUGCUUUGUUUGAACUUCAGCCGAUCGGCUUGACCAUGUCUACAUGCCUUAAUGCAUUGAGUUGCUGCCACGUGAUUGCCUGAUUAGAUAUUUGCGUUAACGGGUGCAGUUUGCAGUUGAGCAGGUGUACCUAAUGAAGUGGCCGGUGUGAGAGUAUAUUGGGUGUUAGCAGCAAGUCAGCAGCAAGGCCUUGCAACUUCCAUCUGAUUGACAGAAACACAUCAUAUGGAAACAGCAGUGUUUAUCAACACUCAAUAGAUAUCAGUGGUGAUGUUUUUUCCAAAAAGCAUUUCAGACCUCUGAAGUUUUGCUGUUUAGUACUACAUCAGGUUUUUUUUUUUUUUUUUUUUUACUAAAAGAAUGGCAAUACACCACAAGGUGGCAAUGACCAUUAUUUUUAAUAAUUAUUUUUGUGAUAUGUCGCCCAAUAGUUAUUCCCCCCCCUCCCUUCUUCAAAAAUGUUUUUAUUGAAUGGACAGGUUUGUGUCAAAACGGCAGAAUUGGUGUAUAAUGCUUUUUGCUUUAAGGGUUUAAUUCCGCACAGUGAUAUUUGUACAUCAUCAUUGUGGCUCUCAGAAGUCUGCACAGCUGGGCAAUUUCAAAGCUUGAAAUGGCAACAGCAUUAGAUUUGAUGGCAUAUAUAAGGUAUCCUUUGGUAGGCAGUUGUCAUACUUAUGUGGCAGAUAGGAUGGCUGCCAGAAUUGUAACAUUUUAAUUCACUUGUAUAACCCAUUUCAUUCAUUCAAGUAGUUUUCAUUUGAUUUAGAUUUUUUUGAUUUAGAGGUUCUGGGAUUGGAAAAGCAAUUAAAGUUUUUGGGCGAGAAAGUAGAAUUGUAAGGACAGAAAUGUGUAGGAUACUCAGAAAUUUUGUUGCCCUUGGAUUUUCUUUACAUUCAUUUUACUAAGGAGUUAAAGUGCAUGGCCAUAUUUUGGACCACUUUUCCCAUAUGUAAUUUUUAUGUUGGCAACAGAAUCAUUGCAUUCAAGAAAAACCACACCAAAUCUUUCUGGAAUAUAGUGUUUAGUGAAACCUUUAAUUUGGAAAAUUUAAUCUUAACCUGUCUAAUGCCAUCCUUAUCCAGUUUGUGAAGUGGGCUUUUAAUUUCAGUCCCUGAAUGUUUAAUCAUUUUCCAUUCAAGGAUUGCUCUUUAUUGGGGUUGUUGGUAAAAUCAUAAAGGUUAUAUAAAUGUGAAGUCCUAGCUUUAUUUAAAAAAUCUAACAAUACCUGUAGUGUGAUCUGUUAUAAAAUAAAAAUCUAAAUGCA
Messenger RNA from Anguilla rostrata (American eel), 4774 nucleotides. It is a transcript of the gene ppig, whose product is annotated as peptidylprolyl isomerase G (cyclophilin G). The record is from RefSeq and is a predicted model, not a curated record. Gene Ontology annotation, biological process: protein folding; protein peptidyl-prolyl isomerization. The transcript has 14 exons. Gene Ontology annotation, molecular function: peptidyl-prolyl cis-trans isomerase activity. NCBI's taxonomy places the organism in Eukaryota, Metazoa, Chordata, Actinopteri, Anguilliformes, Anguillidae. Bases 267 to 2396 code for a protein of 709 amino acids.